This is a messenger RNA of Asparagus officinalis (garden asparagus), 369 nucleotides long. Its product is annotated as peroxidase 44-like. Bases 1 to 369 code for a protein of 122 amino acids. Gene Ontology annotation, biological process: response to oxidative stress. The transcript has a single exon. Gene Ontology annotation, molecular function: heme binding; peroxidase activity. The record is from RefSeq and is a predicted model, not a curated record. Lineage: Eukaryota; Viridiplantae; Streptophyta; Magnoliopsida; Asparagales; Asparagaceae.
AUGGAUCCCACUCUACGCACGAAGCUCAUCCGUCAUUGUGGUGCAACACCAAAGCAGAAGGAUCCAGUGGCGUUUUUGGACCAAGGGACCUCAUUUUCGGUCGACAACCAGUAUUAUAACCAAAUUGCUCAGUAUAGAGGAGUGAUGUUAAUAGAUCAGGAGCUAACGUUGGAUGACUCGACUGCUGGUAUUGUUGCUGCUCUGGGAAAGGACGAGGACUUGUUCAUGAAGAAGUUUGGUGCUGCGUUGGUGAAACUGGGGGGCCUUCACGUUAUUGAAGGCAAAGCCGGGGAGAUUAGGAAGGCUUGUGGUGUUGUCAAUGGGGGGUUCAAAUCUUCUUUUAGCAAAUUGACUGGGGGUAUUGAUUAA